Molecule: messenger RNA, 1553 nt
Organism: Aspergillus ochraceoroseus IBT 24754
Lineage: Eukaryota; Fungi; Ascomycota; Eurotiomycetes; Eurotiales; Aspergillaceae
Product: lipase family protein
Exons: 2
Coding region: 73-1335 (420 amino acids)
Biological process (GO): lipid metabolic process
Source: RefSeq, a predicted model, not a curated record
GACUGACUCUUCUCACAAUUCUCUCAGCUACGCCAGUGGCAAUGAUGUCUAGUCUCAACCCGUCGUGUUAUCAUGGCUUCACUCCUUGACAGUCUUCUUCUCUUAUCUCUACUCCUCAUACAAUUGUCCCGUCUCGCGACUGCUCACGUGGCCCCCCUUGACCACAUCCAGAGCAGUGAAGACGAUGGGGGUCGACAGCCAGUUUCUCCCGAGUUAUUCAACUCCUUGGAAGAGCUAGCUCGAAUCGUGGAUAUUUCUUAUUGUGUCGGCAACACAGGGGUCCAAAAACCCUUCGAAUGCCUCAGUCACUGCAACGAGUUCCAGGGAUUCGAACUAGUAACUACAUGGAACACAGGUCCCUUUCUCUCUGACUCCUGCGGCUACAUUGCCCUCUCGCACAGUCCUUCCGUGAAGCGUAUUAUCAUCGCCUUCCGCGGCACUUACUCCAUCACCAACACCAUUAUCGACCUCUCUGCCUACCCCCAAGAAUACAUCCCGUACGAUACCGGCGACAACACCGGAGCAAGAUGCACAAACUGUUCCGUGCAUUCGGGCUUCAUGACCGCAUGGCGCCACACGCGCGACACCAUCCUGGAGACCGUCUCCGCCGCAAGAACUCAGUACCCAGACUACAGCGUGGUUCUCGUGGGCCACUCGCUUGGCGGCGCGGUCGCCGCCCUCGCAGGGGUUGAGAUGCAGCUGCGUGGCUGGGACCCAACAGUGACGACAUUCGGGGAACCCAAGAUCGGGAAUAAGGGGUUUGUUGAGUUUCUCGAUGGGGUUUUUUUUGAUCUCAAGACGCCUUCUGCUUCUGCCUCUGCUUCUGCCUCUUCUGUCGGGACGGGUGUGUCCCGGGAUAAGCCGUGGAAAUUUCGCCGGGUGACGCAUGCAGAUGACCCGGUGCCUCUCCUUCCACUUGGCGAGUGGGGGUACGAGUCGCAUGCGGGGGAGAUUUAUAUCUCCCGAGUGGACCUCCCGCCUUCUGUUGAGGAUGUGGUGUUCUGCGACGGAGACCAUGACGAGUUUUGUCUGUCAGGCGCAGAGAGGUCGUCGUUAUUUCUCUCUUCGCUAGCUGGCGGGCUGUCCUCGUCGUCACCACGACCUUUUGAUUCUCUUGAACGGCAGCAGCAGCAACAGGAAGUGGUCGGGCCAUUUCCACCAAAAGAGCCAGAAGAAAACAGCCAACCGCGCAACCAGAUCGGCGCUGCAUCUCGAAUUCCGUGGUUUCUUGUCCCGGCUAGAUACAGACUGUGGGAGUUGUUUUUUGCUCACCGCGACUAUUUUACCCGGAUAGGGCUUUGUGUACCUGGUGGAGAGAUCCUACGGGGUAGUUAAUCAUCGAGUUAUUCUGAUGAGAAGAAAUCAUAAUUCGGCAAAGUUGAAACAUAGCAUCUGAAAGGGGAACUUUGGAGAACUUGGCUAGGAAUGGGACCAUGCAGCUCUUGAUUGAUAAACGUAGUUAGUAGAUAUUCUUUAACUAGAUCCUGAAAAUACUGUGUAUGUAUGUAUUUUAGGCCCAGUAAGACCAGAUUAUAUCCAUCCCUCUUUACUAC